UUGCGACCCAAAGGAAGCUGGAACAACAUCUGUGAACGUGACGUACUUCAGUGAUGCUUUUAGUACUAGUCCCAUUGGAAAUGUAUCUAUCGGAAAACUUCAUGGUAAUAGGUGUAUGACUAUGGUUCCAGAUAAUGCAUUCAGAAUUAGAUUAUUUAGCAACAGUGGACUAUGGAUGCUCAAAUUGUGAUCUUUUAUAUUCUUGGAAUAUUCUGGGUCUAUAUUCAGACAUGUUGUGCAAGCUCACUGGAUGUCGACAGAAGUAAAAGGUUUCUAGACAACGAUCAGAGAACUCGAAAUAAACGCAAUGCUACUUCCACCAAUACAGAAAGCAUUAGAUCACACUCAGGUGGGGUAGAGGACCCAGAAUGGAUGAAAUAUGACGGGUCAAAUUCUUACAUGCAACGAAAGGCUUAUAAAGAAAAUCCAAACAAAGAGCCGACAAUCUGCUUUAACAACAAUACCCAAGAAAUAGAUGGGAUACGCCUUAAAAAUGUGAAAUUUAUUUGUCCAAUGGAGGACCAAUCAGAUGACAUGAUUCACUGUUGUGGAGGGGAAUCAGCUCAAAGAUGUUGCAACAAAACCGAAUACGAUGCUGCAAAGAAAAAAGAUGAAAAAACUGAUAUGGAUCCCGAAAUGGAUAUCGUUACAGGGAUCAGCAUAGCAGCUGCAUUCAUCGUGUCAAUAAUGUUUUGUAUGUUCCUGUACUGUUGCUGUUGUCAAAGACGACACGAAAUACAUGAUGGCGUCAAACUGAUGUGGGUCAGGAGGUCGUUUGGAAAAGAACUUAGAACUGCAAAGGUAAACAGACUAGAACAGCCGGCAUACCAAGAUCACAUGACAGUGGUAAAUAGCAUUACAGGACUGAGGGAGACCAGUCGUCAGGGAAGCAGACAGGGAAGCCGUAAAGGAAGUCGACAGCCAAGUCGACAAGGAAGUUUGCGAAGUAACAGAAGUAGACAGGGUAGUUUUAAAGCGGGGAGUAGAAAUCCGAGUGCAGCUCCCACGCCGUCAAUCAGUCGUCGUGCAUCCAAUGAUCACCAUGACCGCACCCCACUAAAACAACAAAAAGGUACAGGUGAAAGAAAUCAUUUAGGUCUUGAUGUACCUAGUAAUGUUGUGAUUACCGUUACAACGCCGUCAGAUGAACAUGGACCAACCGCGCUUUUGCUCAAAACCGCUCAUCAUGAGAGAUGCAACACAGUACAUGUACAUUUUGACGAUGUCAUAAUGUCGUCAUCGCCUACAUAAUCUGAUCAAUUGUGUUUUGAGAUCCAGAAUCAUGAAAUAUAGUCGCAAACUAAGCAAUACAAUAGGUCAUUAUUAAUGUACUAUAACAAUGUGAAUGCAGAGGGAGACAAUCCAAGAAGAGCAGCAGCAUCUGAUUUUACCUUUACGAAAAAUCCAUGAAAGAUGUAAAGCUCUUAGAAGAGCCUGUGUUAUAGCUAUUUUAUUGUAUUGUUGAAUCGACUUUACUAUGUGUACAAAUGUUAUUUACUUGAUUUUUUUAAUUAUAAAUUAGUAAACGAAAUCUAUAAUGAUAACUUUAAAACUGUAAUACAUGACACUAAUUCACAUUUUCCUCUACUCUUCUACUGUGUAGUGACAGGAUUGACUGGAAUAAUUCUUGCAGUUGUAGUGUCUGAUUGAAUUUGUUAAAUAUAUCUUUAUGCAUGCAACCUAAUAACCCGACAUCUAAUGCGAUAAAAUUUUGAACCGUAUAAUUGAAACAGAUAAGUUUCAUUCAUUGCUGUUUAUAGUCUGGUUGAAUUACUUUUUUUCUAAACUUUGUCAAUUAAAUGCUUGCGUGUGUACAAUUAUGAUACUUGUGAGUACAUUUUAAAUGGUAAAAUUUGUAUAUCUGGUUUUUGUUUGCAUACUUGUUCACUAAUGCCAGUCUAUGUAAUUUAAUUAAUGGAAAUCAAUAACGCUACUUAAUAAUUGUGCUUUAAUCUUUUUCCAGUGCCAUGCGGCAAUGUCACAUUUAUAUCCAUUAAGUUGUCUGGAAUCAUUGAUUCUAAGUCUGUAAUUGUUACUGAUCGUUUAAGUUUGUUUUUACUCAUACAAAUCAAUAAUGAAAUCUAAUAAAAUUUAAAACAUAAAUGUAGAUCCUUAAAAUUAUGUUGCAAAAAAGGUUAAAAAGGUUUGGAGCACUUAGCGUUUCCAAUUUUUUAUCUAUAAAACGAUCUGCGUGCAUUGUCUUCUUUUUGAAUUCCAUCUUUGUUUCUACAUUGAUUUUAUCGAUGUUUUGUAGGUACAUUUAUCAACUUUAUGAAAUUUUUCGAAAUGUAUGUAGAUUGUUCUUGGCUUGUACAUAUGUAUGUAGAUUGUUCUUGGCUUGUACAUUGACAUUACUCUAGAAAUAUGUUGUAUACAUCAAGUGGUCAUUGUCUCAAAUUGUAUCACAGUCUUCCUCAACUGUCUGACUGAACUGUAAAUAGUUCUAAAUCAAACAACUCAAGUCCCCCCUGCAGUUAGUUAUUGUUGUUCAAUUUUGCUCAAUGGUUUGAUGAAACGAUGAUUAUCUUGAACGAAAUUCCUGGACAGUUGUAAUUAAAGACGGGUAACUUUUCUGAAAUCUAUUAUAUUCGUUUAUUAUUUUCCAUUAUUCGUCAGUAGUUAGUCAAAGUGUUUAUAAGAAUCACAGUUAAUUAAAUGUUUUAUUUCGAAUAAAUUUAUUAUUUAUAAAAUUUGAAAUAACUUGACCAAUUUAAAAAUACCCUAAAUGAAUUCAGUGAUAACCAGCUUCUAUUUCGCUGUAUUUAAUGUACCGAAAAGCACGAAAACUGUUCUUAAAGAGGCCUGGAAUUCAUUCUGUCGGAUUUCUUUUUCAUACUUGCUCCAGAUAUUACUAUCAUACAGAUUAUACAUAACUGUCAAACAGGAAGAAGUUUGUUUUUUUAUAAAUUUAUAUUCAGCCCCAUUCUAAAGGUAUACCAUUUGAUAUUCUGUUUGAUUUACAUAUUGUAUCAUAUAAAACCGCAUAUAUCUAUUUACAAAUGAUAAACGUAAAAUUGUUAUAUGUGUGUACAAAUUUUUAACUAAUUUAUGGUACAAUCUUUAUCUGAAGUUAUUCCGGCAAUAUCUUCAACACAAUAUCGAACCAGCUAUUGGGUAAUUCAGAAUACUUGCUGCAAACAAAUGGCCUUAUAUUCCUAUUUUUUCCAAAUUUUCAGUUCUACUUCAGUUUUACACUGAAUAUGUCAUAGCAUUUAAAAUUGCAUAUCGUGGAGUGGGAGCAUUCAUCAAAAUCAAAACCAAAAGGAUAAAGAAAACAAAACAAUACAAAUGAGCUAUUGUGUUGACCUCAUAAGUGACUAUAACAAUUAAACCUUUAUCCACAUUUGGACAUCGUUUAUAUGAAUAUGUGUGUGUGGUUUAGUUGCACAAGUAAGACGUUGUACAAUGUCUGUUACCCAAAUUAAAUUUUGGUUGACACCAUAUUGUGCAUCUUCAAACAAUAAAGCUUUUAUGAAGCAAAGUGUUUCCUUCUAGAUUGAUAGAUAUCAAAAUUCUUUCAGUAGGUAUGUCUGACAAUAAGAGGUGCAAUACAAGGGUUGAUUGUUUUAUUAGAUCAGGCAUUGAUUGUUUGUUCUCUGCUUGCUUGAUUACAUAACAGACACACGGUUCAAUAAAGACAAUUGGAUACUAUGCCUGCUCUUAACCUGUCACCGAUAUUUGCUUUUUUCUCAAAAUAAAUCAGUGCGUAUUUCAUGAAUCGUUUUUCAUUUAAGGAAUGAUCAUCUCCCUAGGUAGUUAUCGUAGGUAUUAAAAUGCUAUAGAGAUAUACCUAUAACUGAUAUUUUAAUGAAAAGAUUAAUCGACCCGAAAAAAAAUAUUUAUCAGCAAUAAUAUAUGUAUAAGACACUUCUUGUAUCAGUAAACAUUGCACAUUUUACAACAAUAUUAGAGAUCUUGUCUAAAUUGCAACCAGUUUUAUGGGAAGUAGCCAUCAGGGGAGAUGAUCUGUUAUUAAUUAACAUUAAUACAUUUACUGAUUAUUAUGAAUAAUCUAUGUACAUAAAAAGCUAUAUGCACCUAUGUUAUUCUUUCACCAAGAAGUAAUCAUAACCAUAUCUUUUACAAAAAACAUAUUCAGAUAUGUACUUUGACAAUGAAACUAAAAAGAGGCUGCUUAUCGAUACUUAACCGUAUUUAAAGUAAUUUAGAGUAAAGUCGUAAAGCCAAGGUAUUAGCCCGAGUAUGUAUAGGUAAAACUUUUAAGAAAUAUAGCGAAGCUUUCAAUCAGAUCAAAAACAUAUUGAAUAAAAGCUUCCUUCUAGAGAUAGUAAAACAUACAGUUAACCAAUUAAGAACUAAGAUAUUACCUACAUAUAUAAAAUUUUGACACAAUGUCUAAUCAGUAUUUUGUUUCUUGAAAUUCUAAAAAGUAUGAUUGCUUACAUCUUUGGUGUGUUCAUACUUCGGUCAAUGUUUGUCAUACCACUGUCUUAAAAAGAGUGAGAUACUAAAUCUUUUAAAAAAGCACUAGUUCUAAGCUAUUUUUCAUUCUGCUUAACUUGCUUUUCAUUAUACCCACAGUAAAAUGUGACAUUUAAUCAGAAAACAUAAUUAGGUAAGUAACGAAAAUUAUUUCCGUUUAUGAACUCAUUAAAUGCUUUGCUAAUCUUAUUAAUACAGGCAUAUCAUUUUCAUCUAUAAAUUUAAGAGGGUCAUGUUUCAUACACCAUUCCAAAAGGAUUGCUUUUAUCAAAUAUGUUUUAAAGAAGGAAACAUUUUGACAUUCAUCUAAAAAGACCAGUUUUGUUAUAAUGUUUAACACUGCCUUACAGAAGUAUUCAAAUACCAUUUUCCUUAUCAAUUAUAUAUAUAAAUAAGUCAUACUAAGAAAUACGGAUAUUAUUGGCAAAAGUCAUCCUGUUUUCUAGAAGUAAUCAAAAUUGUUUCAUCAAUUAUUAUUAGGCACAUACCCGAUUAGCUAUAUCAUAUUUGACCUGUUCAAUUCAAUCGGACCAUUUUGGUUAUUAUGAGUAUGUAUUAACAUUUCGAGUGUUAUAGAUUCUUCAAAAAUAAACUUUUGUCAGAAAACACAUUAUAUAACGAAAUUGGUGCAGAUUGUAGAUAGAAAAGAAGGCAGUACUUUCUUCUGGACUUUUCUAUCAGUAUCAUUUUCCAAGACUGACCAUUCCCAAAUUUCACAACUGAAGCUGUAUUAUCAUGUUUUACUGUAACUUAUAUGUUGCAAAUGUCGAUUUAUAUUCAUUGUUGGCACAUAGUCUGUCACCAUGCACUCCUAUUUAUGUAUUAUAAUAAUUUUAUAUGUAUGUUGUAUUGUUCUUGAUAUUUUACAAAUUAAGAUUUUCAAUUUUAUGCACUUUUUUCUAAAAUAAAGCAUUUCAGAAUUAAAUAGUU
Mercenaria mercenaria is the source of this 5373-nucleotide messenger RNA. RefSeq lists its product as uncharacterized. The record is from RefSeq and is a predicted model, not a curated record. NCBI's taxonomy places the organism in Eukaryota, Metazoa, Mollusca, Bivalvia, Venerida, Veneridae. The coding region runs from base 172 to 1251 and encodes 359 amino acids. The transcript has 10 exons.